Molecule: messenger RNA, 1403 nt
Organism: Saimiri boliviensis boliviensis (Bolivian squirrel monkey)
Lineage: Eukaryota; Metazoa; Chordata; Mammalia; Primates; Cebidae
Gene: HSD17B13
Product: hydroxysteroid 17-beta dehydrogenase 13
Cellular component (GO): lipid droplet
Molecular function (GO): oxidoreductase activity, acting on the CH-OH group of donors, NAD or NADP as acceptor; steroid dehydrogenase activity
Source: RefSeq, a predicted model, not a curated record
UUCCAAAGCUAGCUUCCAUCUGGCAAUCCCAUUAACACCUGGGCACAGCUCUUCCCUGGAGCUCUAUGCAGAGGGUAUCUCCUCUCUAGGACUAUACAAGGACUGAACAAGAAGGAGGAGGACAGAGCAGAGCCAUGAACACUGUCCUGGAAAUCCUUCUGCUUCUGAUCACCAUCAUCUACUCCUACUUGGAGUCAUUGGAGAAGUUUUUCAUUCCUCGGAGGAGAAAAUCUGUGGCUGGGGAGAUUGUUCUCAUUACCGGAGCUGGGCAUGGAAUAGGCAGGCAGACUGCCUACGAGUUUGCGAAACGACAGAGCAGACUGGUUCUUUGGGAUAUUAAUAAGCAUGGUGUGGAGGAAACCGCAGCUGGGUGCAGAAAGCUAGGUGUCACUGCGCAUGCGUAUGUGGUAGACUGCAGCAACAGAGAAGAGAUCUAUAGCUCUGUAAACCAGGUGAAGAAAGAAGUGGGUGAUGUAACAAUCGUGGUGAAUAAUGCUGGGACAAUAUAUCCAGCUGAUCUUCUUAGUACCAAGGAUGAAGAGAUUACCAAGACAUUCGAGGUCAACAUCUUAGGACAUUUUUGGAUCACAAAAGCACUUCUUCCAUCGAUGAUGGAGAGAAAUCAUGGCCACAUCGUCACAGUGGCUUCAGUUUGCGGCCACAAAGUGAUUCCUUAUCUCAUCCCAUAUUGUUCCAGCAAGUUUGCUGCUGUUGGCUUUCACAGAGGUCUGGAAUCAGAACUUGAAGCCUUGGGAAAAACUGGUAUCAAAAUCUCAUGUCUCUGCCCAGUUUUUGUGAAUACUGGGUUCACCAAAAAUCCAAGCACAAGAUUAUGGCCUGUGUUGGAAACAGAUGAAGUUGCAAAAAAUCUGAUAGAUGGAAUACUUACCAAUAAGAAAAUGAUUUUUGUUCCAUCAUAUCUCAAUAUCUUUCUGAUGCUACAGAAGUUCCUUCCUGAACGUGCCUUAGCGAUUGUAAAUCGUAUGCAGAAUAUUCAAUUUGAAGCAGUGAUUGGCCACAAAGUCAAAAUGAAAUGAGUAAAUAAGCUCCAGCCAGAGAUGUAUGGAUGAUAAUGAUAUGAAUCUAAGUUUAGAAUCAAUGCCUCAAAGCUUUAUUUCACAUUUUUUUCCAGUCCUGUUAAUAUUUAAAACAUUGGCUUGGCACUAGCCCCAGUCAAAUGAGCAAGACUAAUGGCCUGUUUCUCUGUUUCUCAAGAAUAUUAAUGUAGUUUUUAAUAGUCAGGGCUGUUUUUCCUUUCAUGCUUCUUAAAAACUUUUGUGGUUACAUAAACAUACUUAAAAGCUUUUCUUUAAGAUGGUUUAUUUUAUUUUUCCAUUCAAAGGUGAACAAAAGCUACCUCCCUAAGAGUAACUACAAAGAUAACUUAAAUUUCACAAUACAGG